Molecule: messenger RNA, 405 nt
Organism: Lactuca virosa
Lineage: Eukaryota; Viridiplantae; Streptophyta; Magnoliopsida; Asterales; Asteraceae
Source: the annotation of a GenBank genome assembly
AUGGAUGGCACCACCAAGAAGCAUCGAUUUCCGUCGAAGACAAAUGAACUCUUAAUUUUCUGGUUAUCUGUAAACACUCCCCCCGCUUCAGAUCUAGAUCGUCAUCGUUGUCUUCGGUUUUCAGAAAACGAUCUAGAAUGUUUUUGUCGAUCUGGAACGUCGCUGCCACCAUUCAUCUUCUCCGAUCGUCAUCAGAUCUGUUCGAGAAAGAGAUUGGCUGUUCUUCAGUGGAUGAAUGUACUUUUCAAGCUUCGUAUUCAACCUCCAAAUUCAUCAUGUUCUACUACUGGUGACCUGAAAACCCCUAAUGAGAAAUUGGUCUAUGAGGAAGUACAGAUUCGACAAAAAACCGAGAUUAAGGGUGUUGUACAUUUGGGAAUUGAUGACGAAGACGGUUUUGUUUGA